UUUCUGGUCCCCGAGGUGCAGGAGCUCUCAAGGCCAGGGGGGAGGAGCGUUGAGGGCGUCCGUCUUCCUGACUCCCCCAGUCACCUGCCUCCUUCAAACAGGAAGACGGACGUCUCACCAGUGCGACGCCAGACACGCAGAGGGACGCUACCAUCUCAUCUACACUCCAGCUUUGAUUAAGAUGUCGGCAGCGGCUUUUGUGUUGAUGGUGUGUGUGGGCCUGUCGAUGGCCGCGCCUCAGGGGGCCGUCUUCCAGGCAUGGAAGAGCGUCAACAUCCCGGCCGUCAGCGUCGCUCAUGUCGACGUCAGCGCCUCCCACGCCGUGCCUGUCAAGACCGUCAGCGUUUCUCAUGAUGUUGUCAGCCCCCCUCAUGAGUUCGUCCAGACCAAGGCGGUAAUAACUCCCCUGAGGAGCGAGGUGUCGUACGUCAAGUCUCACGACAAGACCGCGGCCGUCCAAGCAUGGCAAACCUCCCAGACAAGGGCAGCUCUAGAUUCUGCCGGCGCCAGCCUCUUCAGGGCUCUAGGAAACGCAGCUACUGGUCUGGGUGGCUUCUUGAGCUCCUUGGCCAACUCCGCUGCCAGCUUGACUAAGACCGUCGUGGUUCCUCGAACUCACACUGUUGUCGUGGAGAAGCAGCAGCCCGUGGUGGCAACGACCUAUGACAACGACAGGAAUUUAGUCUACCUGAAGAGCAAGACUGUGUUUUAGAGUUCCCCGUCGUGGUGUGUUCUAGAGUUCCCCGUCGUGGUGUGUUCUAGAGUUCCCCGUCGUGGUGUGUUCUAGAGUUCCCCGUCGUGGUGUGUUCUAGAGUUCCCCGUCGUGGUGUGUUCUAGAGUUCCCCGUCGUGGUGUGUUCUAGAGUUCCCCGUCGUGGUGUGUUCUAGAGUUCCCCGUCGUGGUGUGUUCUGGUGUUCGGUUCUCUGUUGGCGUCCCCUCCUGUCGGUCACUCCCACAGCUGAUAUUAAAAUAUGAGUUGGGAUCAACACUGUGGCUGCUAUCACAUCAUAUCUGGGGUCGAUAUCAACGAUGACCCGUCCAGAGUUCAUCAAUGAUGAAUAUAUAUAUAUAUAUAUAUAUAUAUAUAUAUAUAUAUAUAUAUAUAUAUAUAUAUAUAUAUAUAUUAGUGGUAAUAAUAAGAAUGUUUAGAUAAUAAAAAAGUGAUUGUAACAGUAGAGAAUAGGUCUAAAUUCAUCUUCUGUGGAAAAAAUAAUUAUUUCCCCUCCUAAUUCAUCAUUCGUGUUAACUCAUCCUUAUGUAUUCAUCAAAUUCAUAUCAGUUUGUUUUUAUGUUCUGUAAAUCAUUAUGUAAUGGCGCUCUUUGUACUCUGUAUAUCAUUAUUAUUUGUGUUUGUGUUGAGUGCUUGUGAGAAGUUCAUCUCGCGAGUCUCGAACUCUUAUCAAAUAAACUUGUCUCUGCCUU
This is a messenger RNA of Procambarus clarkii (red swamp crayfish), 1422 nucleotides long. RefSeq lists its product as uncharacterized. The record is from RefSeq and is a predicted model, not a curated record. NCBI's taxonomy places the organism in Eukaryota, Metazoa, Arthropoda, Malacostraca, Decapoda, Cambaridae.